AUGUUGAUUCGGAAAAUAAUUUCUCCAAUGUCACAACCACACACCGAUACCAAUUCUGACACGCAACUAAGAAUCGAAGAACGGGCUUUCUCCGCUGCUGGCGCCGCCUUUCUGUCAGCCAUUAUUGUUAAUCCCCUUGAUGUCGCCAAGACAAGACUGCAAGCACAGGCUGCUGGUGUUCCCUACCACGGUGAUUGCCGAACGGCACCUUUUCAAACGAACAUGAGGCUACACGAUAUUAUGUGUCCUGUUUCUGGCUCUGCGCCACCACGGCCGUGUCCUUCUGGGUGUAACACCUAUAAAGGGACAUUAGACGUUUUCUACAAAGUUAUACGUCAGGAAGGCUUUAUGAGACUGUGGAGAGGCACGAGUGCAAGUUUAGCAUUGGCUGUGCCAACUGUUGGAAUCUACAUGCCUUGUUAUGAUAUUUUACGCAAUAUGAUGGAGGAGUUUACAACAAAGAAUGCUCCAAAUUUAACACCUUAUGUUCCAUUACUCGCUGGAUCAGUUGCACGCUCAUUUGCUUGCAUUUCUUGUUAUCCUGUAGAACUUGCAAGGACUCGCAUGCAGGCAUUUAGAACGACCCAAAGUGGUAAGCCUCCAGGGGUGUGGAAGACAUUGCUUGGAGUCGUUCACCCUGACAAUGGCACAAGUAUUUUUCAAAGCUUGCAUAGGUACCGUUUCUGGUGGACUGGCCUCGGAGCACAACUUUCUCGUGAUGUUCCAUUCUCUGCUAUUUGCUGGUCAACCCUUGAGCCAAUUAGGAAAAACAUUCUUGGCCUAGUGGGUGAUGAUGGAGCUAGUGCAGCCACUGUCCUUGGGGCAAAUUUUUCUGCUGGUUUUGUUGCAGGAACUUUGGCAUCUGCUGUCACAUGUCCACUGGAUGUGGCAAAAACACGACGACAAAUAGAGAAGAAUCAUGAAAGAGCGUUAACGAUGACAACAAGAACAACAUUACUUGAGAUUUGGAGGGAUGGAGGAUUAAGAGGGCUAUUUUCAGGUGUUGGCCCUCGUGUAUGUCGUGCUGGUCCAUCGGUUGGCAUAGUUGUCUCCUUUUACGAAGUUGUCAAGUAUACCUUACAGCAUACACAUCCCACUUCAUCAUAG
Molecule: messenger RNA, 1107 nt
Organism: Sphenostylis stenocarpa
Lineage: Eukaryota; Viridiplantae; Streptophyta; Magnoliopsida; Fabales; Fabaceae
Source: the annotation of a GenBank genome assembly